AAAAAAAUUCUCUUUUCUCUGCUUUUGUGAGUCUGAUCUUGGGAAGGCGGAGUGCUCCUUUCUUCCUCAAUCCAAAUUUAAAGAAGCCACUUGAAUACAUUUGAUGGUUGCAGCUCCUCUCUCCAUUACGUUUACGGUUUGGCAUGUAAACAACUGGCUGAUGGUUGGUUUAUCUUUCGUUUAGACUUUCAAGAUCCUCCUGCCAGAAUGUCGCUACACCAGUUCUUACUUGAGCCAAUCACCUGCCACGCCUGGAACCGAGACCGAACCCAGAUUGCCAUCAGCCCGAACAACCACGAAGUUCACAUUUACAAGAAGAAUGGGAACCAGUGGGUGAAAGCUCAUGAACUGAAGGAACACAACGGACACAUCACCGGUAAGAGCCGCAUCAGCUCAUGCAGCUUCUGUCUUGGGCGUUUGUGUGUGUGUGAAUCCUACACAACCUGCACAAUUCUGAAGAAGAUAACCUCUGAUUUCCUGCGAGAGUAAAAUGCCUCUUUUAAGCAUUCCCUUCCUUUGGAUGGAAUUCGUUCUGGCGGGCCUUGUUCCUUCACAUUUCAA
This is a messenger RNA of Thamnophis sirtalis, 561 nucleotides long. Lineage: Eukaryota; Metazoa; Chordata; Lepidosauria; Squamata; Natricidae. The record is from RefSeq and is a predicted model, not a curated record.